Messenger RNA from Sclerotinia trifoliorum, 1120 nucleotides. The record is from the annotation of a GenBank genome assembly. Lineage: Eukaryota; Fungi; Ascomycota; Leotiomycetes; Helotiales; Sclerotiniaceae.
AACACAAUUCAACUAACACAUUUUUGAAGAUAUAAAAGUUUAUAGAAUCUAGAUUUUACUUCUACCUCCUCUCUCUCAAUUACUGGAACUCCACUCCUCAAUAUCUCCCUCAUUCCAUACAACACCAAAAAUCUUCACAUCUCCACCCACUAUGGCUCCUCCCAAAACUCUCAAUUUCAUCACCGGCAACAAAAACAAACUUAUCGAAGUGAAAGCCAUCUUGGGUGAUACGAUUGAUCUCCAAAGUCAAUCUCUAGAUCUCGUUGAGAUCCAAGGGACCAUUGAAGAGAUCUCCAGCGAUAAAUGUCGAAGAGCGGCUGAAAUUGUAUUUCUUCACAAUACUAUUUUUUGAGAGGGUGUUUAGUUGUACUGACAUCAUUUGCAGAUCAAGGGUCCGGUUUUGGUUGAGGAUACAUGUUUAUGUUUUAAUGCAUUGAAAGAAUUGCCCGGUCCAUAUAUGUAAGGGUUUCAUCCAAUUUUAGUGGAAGUGGAGAGAUCACUCAUAUCAUGCAGCAAAUGGUUCAUGGAGGCAGCAGGUCACGAUGGACUGAAUAAUAUGCUUGCUGGCUUUUCAGAUAAGACUGCGCAGGCAGUUUGUACAUUUGCCUAUUCUGAAGGUCCAGGCCACGAACCUAUUAUCUUUCAAGGACGAACAGACGUAUGUGCUUGCCCGUAUUCCUGUUUGCCAAUGGAUGGCUCUAACAUUUCUUAGGGCAAGAUUGUACCCCCAAGGGGUCCAACUGCAUUUGGUAUGUUGCACUGUACGGCACUAAGUAGACUCCUUUACUGAUAUCUUGAUGUAUAGGCUGGGAUCCCAUAUUCGAGUAUGAAGGCCAAACGUAAGAACUCUUCCAAUCCCCAUUUUGUCCCCAUUCCACCAUAUACAGAAGUUUUAACCCUAACCUUUUAGAUACGCCGAGAUGGACAAAGCUGAGAAAAACAAAAUUUCUCAUCGUUUCCGAGCACUCGAGAAGUUGAAGGUUUGGCUGCAGGAAGAAGCAUAGGGUCCAACAAACAAAGGACAAGGACAAAGAAAGGAGUGAGCAGACAGUACUCGUUGAUGUUCAGAGUCAAGUUGAACAUCUAAAUAGCAAUGUUCUUCCAUCUUGCAAAUCAUUCC